UUAGGAACUGGAACGCGAACGACGACGAGGAGGAGGAGGAGGAGAAGACGAAGAAAUGGGAGACGGAAGAGAAGGAGAUUGGGAGUGUGGAGGAUGCAGGAACAGGAAUUACGCUUUCAGAUCGUUUUGCAAUCGGUGCAAACAGCCUCGUCUUCUCAUGGACACCAAUAUGCCUCCCGAUUCCAAAUGGCUCCCUCGUAUCGGCGAUUGGAUCUGCACUGGUUGCACUAACAACAAUUAUGCAUCACGAGAGAAGUGCAAAAAGUGCGGGCAGCCGAGGGAAGUAGCAGCUAUGCCAGCACUUGCAAUGCCCGGACCUUCUCUUCCAACUCAUCUUCAGUAUUUUGCCGGUGCAAUGAGCCAAUCUAGUGCCUUGCUCGCUUACUCUAACACCGCAAGUCAAGCUUUGGUUCCCAAAGGAUGGAGGAAUGGUGACUGGUUCUGCCGGUGCGGUUUUCACAACUACUCUUCACGUUUGCAGUGCAAAAAUUGCAAUGAAGCUGCUCCACCAGCUCUAGGAACAAAGAGAUUAGCAUCAGAAGCCUUGGCUCCUGAAUGGGAUAGUAAAAGGUUGAACCAAGGAUAUGCUAGCAUGCAACUACAGCCAGCAGUUUCUGCAUCCUAUCCCGGUAUAAGCUCAGGUAGCGCUCCAAAUUGGCAGGCUCCUCUCCCAUUUCUACAGCAAACCCUGACGGCUGCCCUACUCGGGAAAGGGGCAAAACAAUGGCGUAACGGAGAUUGGAUGUGUGCAAAUUGCAACAAUCAUAAUUACGCAUCUCGGCCAGAAUGCAAUAGGUGCAAGACUAAAAGAGAUACUGUCCCUGAAGCCAAUACACUCGUUCUCUCUUGAAAUCUCAUGAAGCCUGUUUUUUUUCCCCUAUGUCCUACCCAUUUUCCCAGAGUGGUUUCUCCAUCUCGAGUUUUCUCGGUCAUGAGCCGGGUGGUGUUGUGCAAAAAUACAAAUAGGACAUAGAUUCUGUGAAACCCUGUUCGUGUGAAUGCUGCAAACGUGAUUUGCCGUCUUCAGACACAGUGAAAGCGUGAGGUUUGUUUUUAUUUAUGCCUCUUGUUGUUGCAAUGUGUUUGUUUUUUGCUCCAAAACCGCUCGGACAAAAGGAUGAUGUUCGUGUUUAUGCUUUUGUAUCCUAAACAGUUCAUCCCUCCUCUUUCAUUGAAAUUCACAAUGGGUUUCUCCGUUA
This is a messenger RNA of Tarenaya hassleriana, 1199 nucleotides long. RefSeq names its product calpain-15. Lineage: Eukaryota; Viridiplantae; Streptophyta; Magnoliopsida; Brassicales; Cleomaceae. The record is from RefSeq and is a predicted model, not a curated record. The transcript has 7 exons. Gene Ontology annotation, molecular function: mRNA binding. Gene Ontology annotation, cellular component: cytoplasm. The coding region runs from base 56 to 850 and encodes 264 amino acids.